UCCGAUAAAUCCCAGUAGAAGAAGAACUCAUGAUGUUUUCAUUUGCUGGUCACAAAACCAAGUUCUGCCAUGUUAACCUGCAUUUUGAAUUAAAGGUUGGGCUUUUUCAAAAUCAUGAUAAUGUGGAGGUUAAGUAGAAUCCGACAUAAAGCUGGCAGAGCAGGCUACAGCCUUGAGGAGUUCCGGGUAAAGAGGCGAGAGCACGAAAAAGCCCUUCGUCAGGCUCGCCGAGACAGACAAUUGGUGAGCAGGAGACUCUUACUGAAUGAAGAUGAGGGGCAGCAAGAAGCCAUCAUGCACACUUGUUCAAAUGAAAAUGAUGUAGUCAGUUUGUUCCACAAUCUUCAGCACAGCGGUCCAGAGAGGGAAGCCCACCUUAAAACCUUGAGUAAAUCUCUACGUGACCUGUCAGCUCAGCUUAUCUUCAUCAAGCAAGAGAACAGUAUCCACAUGCUGGUUGGCCUCCUCACCGGCCCCAACACUCAGUGCCGCCUGCAAUCUGUCCGAUGUCUCCACGAACUGUCUCACUCUCCUCACCCCAGCGUGGCCACAGCCUGUCUGCCUGCCACACCCUACCUCCUCACCUAUCUCUCUGGGCAAAGCACCAGAUUCACGGAGUUAUGUCUCUACACACUUGGGAACUUGUGUCCGGAAAGUGAUGUCGUGAGAGAGAAACUUCUGGCUCAGGGAAUUAUACCAGCACUUGCCUGCUGUAUCGAGAACCAGAGGCAUAACAUGGCAGUGAUGGAAGCUGUGGGUUUUACCCUUUCACAGCUUCUCCAAACCAAAGACGCAUCAGAGAAAAUUAUCCCGUUGGUUCUGGCCUCUAGUUUACCCUCACACCUAUUAGCAGUGCUGACACCUGACCAGAAUUUUGCCCUGGGCCCUGCCAUUGAGUGUGCAUGGUGUCUGCACUACCUCACGUGCAGUGGGGAGGAUAACCGAGCUCUGUUGGCCUGUGGGGCUCUGUUGCAGUGCAGUAUGCUGUUAGUGUCGCUGGGUGGCGCUGUCGCUCAAGGAAACAAAGCAGAGGGAGUUGAACUGCUCGUGUGCCCUCUGCUGAGGUGCGUUGGGAACCUCCUGUCCUGCACACCAGAUGUCCCAGACGCUUGUUUGAGUGACGUUGGGCUCACGGUCGCUCUCUGUGCUCUGCUUCAAGCUUACGUCCAGACUCAGCCCUCUUUGGCCAGAGAGAGUGCCUGGGUCCUCAACAAUCUCACAGCUCGAUCCAGUCUGUUUUGUUCGGCCUUGAUAACGCUCAACUUGGUCCCGAAUUUGAUCCAACUUCUUCCAUUCUCUCAAGGCAUCAACACAAUGAUCCUGAGAGUUUUAGCAAACGUGGCCCACAAGAAGAAGGAGUUCUGCAUCCAGUUGGCUGAGUUCGGAUUGCUAUCUUCCCUCUGUGCCACACUUAAAAUGGCAGAGCAAGCGGUGGUGACCUUGAGUCUCGACAUCCUUUUCAUGCUCUUCGCUAGUGGUUCUCAAGUGGUUGAGGACUUUGCGAGGGAAGGCGGCAUUUCACUUCUUGAAACUUUUCAAUACUACAGCGAAGAAGAUGUGAGGCGAAAAGCAGUAUACCUCCUGGAAGGACAUGUUCUUUCUUCCUCCUCACAAUGCGCUGUCAGUUGCAUCCCUUCUUCUUAACUGCAAGUCAAAUGUGGGCAGUGCAACGUUAAAUACAAAUGUAUCAAAGACCCAUCUGAGAAAGAAAAUGUACUCAUCACAUUUUUAAAAAGGCAGACAAAGUUUUUAAAUGUACAUUCGUCAUUGAUUCUGUAUGAUUUGAUUGUAAAUGUGAUCACUCUGGACAAUAAGCGAAUUUUGUUUCCUGCACGCUAAAGGGUAUGAUAAUACAGUUAAACUCCUCUACAACGAAACCUAC
Hippocampus comes (tiger tail seahorse) is the source of this 1882-nucleotide messenger RNA. RefSeq names its product transmembrane and coiled-coil domains 6 (gene tmco6). Gene Ontology annotation, molecular function: protein binding. The transcript is spliced from 13 exons. The record is from RefSeq and is a predicted model, not a curated record. Lineage: Eukaryota; Metazoa; Chordata; Actinopteri; Syngnathiformes; Syngnathidae. The coding region runs from base 115 to 1644 and encodes 509 amino acids.